CCACGUGACCUUCACACUCUGAGCGUCAGCUGAGCGCGUGCGCGUGAGAUUGUACGUGUGUUUAUUUAUUUCUUAGCCAAGUAUUUUGUCUUUCAACCGGUGUAGGGAUUAAAACAUCGACGAUCCAAGAUGAUCUGAAGAAAGAGAAGGUGGAGAGGGGCUGGGAUGGCGGUGUGUGCUCUAACUGUGCUUGACGGGCUCGGGGAGGAGGCCACGACUUUGGGCAGCGUGGUUGUCCUGUUCCUGGCUGUGGUUCUUGCCUGGCUGUCUACCCACGUGGCCGACCGUGGAGAUCACAUUCUGGGUACUAUUCUCACCGUGGGUGCCCACGCCUCCCUCAUCGGCCUCGGGGGUCACGACAGCUACGCGAACCCCCCACCCAGCUCAGAGCCCAGCGAGCAGCUGGACGAAGAGCCCGCUGAGGAGGAGAAACAGGAAGAGGGCGAGGCCCGGCCGGAUGGGCGAGAGGAUGUGCCUGGAGAAGAGCUGCUGGAUAUUCAGGGUGGGAGGAAGAAAGUGAGCUAUGUUCAGGCUGAGGAAAGGGAAGAGGGGAAAGAGGACGAGAUGGAAGAAGAGGCGGAGGAUGAGGCCACCGGUAUCACGGUGAGACUGAAGUUCCUGAAUGACACAGAGGAGCUGGCAGUACUCAGACCACAGGACACCGUUGGACUGCUGAAGAGUAAGUACUUCUCUGGCCGUGAACAUCAGAUUAAGCUCAUCUACCAGGGUCAGCUGUUGCAGGAUCCUCAGCGCUCUCUACUGUCCCUCAACAUCACCCACAACUGUGUCCUCCACUGUCACGUCUCUCAAGCCCAGGCGCUGCGUGAAGCGGCUGCAGAGGAGAGCCCUCGAGCUGGGAGGGGCUCCAUGCUCAGCGGGGGGCUUCGCUCGGCCGGCUUGGCUCUCAGCACAGGAAGCCUGGUGAUCCCCCUGUUCGUGGUGCUGCUCGCUGUCAUCUGGUACUUCCGAAUCAACUACCGCCAGCUGUUCACUGCCCCGGCCACCAUCUCUUUGGUUGGGGUCACAGUCUUCUUCAGCUUCCUCAUCUUCGGCAUGCACAGUCGAUGAGAAGAUGGAUGAAAAGAGGAAUGAUGCCAAUAUUAGGGAAGAAGGAAAACCAAACAAUAGGACAUGAAAAUAAUCAAUCAGUGGUAGCCGAGAAAGUUCUCAGGGAGUUCUUGAGGGUUCUGGUGCCAUGGAAGUCGUGUGUGUGUGUGUGUGUGUGUGGUGAGAGUGUGUGCUAGUGCUUUCAGCUUAAUUCGUGAGCAGCACAAAGUAAUACUGCUGAAUAAUUUAGCUUCUUGGGGGAAAAAAUAGCUUUAUAAUUAUUCAAUCUCAGCCUGAAGUGUAGCUUCUCCGUGUAAGGAGAAGUCAGGAUCCCAUGUCUGACUGGUCUUUUCAUUUAGAGGAAUCGCAAAUUGUCAACUGAUUGGUUUUUAUCAAUGAAUGUGACUCUUCUUCUAUGAUAAAAGCACUACUAUCUUCUGUAGUAGCAAAAAAUGUCAUAUGUUUAAAUGUUAAUACACAAAUAACAGAUGUGAUGUGCUAGUUAGCAGAUAUUUUGAGACAUCGAUUUACUCAAACUCAUGUUUGAUGUUCAUGAUCGGAGGAUUUGUUUAUUUUGCCAGUGUCACUGAAGUCUGUAUUUGUUUCAUACUUAUU
This is a messenger RNA of Carassius carassius (crucian carp), 1662 nucleotides long. RefSeq names its product transmembrane and ubiquitin-like domain-containing protein 2. Gene Ontology annotation, molecular function: protein binding. The record is from RefSeq and is a predicted model, not a curated record. NCBI's taxonomy places the organism in Eukaryota, Metazoa, Chordata, Actinopteri, Cypriniformes, Cyprinidae. The transcript is spliced from 3 exons. The coding region runs from base 166 to 1068 and encodes 300 amino acids.